AGUUUAAAAUAAGUAUGUAAUUGAUUAAAAAACUGUUACAAUUCACUAAUGUGUUUCAAUCAAAUUUUUAAGUAAUUCUUCUAAGUGCUAAUAUAUAUACAUAUGAACUCCUCGGAAAAUCAUAAUUCACAGGCCGACGCUUCUGAAACUUUAUCCGAAGCUUCUGGCAGUCAAUCUCCGAAUAAUAAUUCAGAUAGUUCAUUGCAUUUAGUGCCUGAAUGUGACAGCAUGAAACGAGCUGCGGCAAGGAAAUUAAUCGAACGUUAUUUUUAUCAAUUAAUUGAUGGUUGCGGUAAUCCAAGUUGUGACAAUGAAUUUUGUGCUUCAAGUGGGGAAGCUAAAAUAAAAAAUUUAACUCCCGAUCAAGCUGCAGCGCAAGCUAUUCAACUUUUUUCACAAGAAGCUCGAUUAUGUGAUCGUGCACCAAGUAAAGUUGCAAGAACACAUGAUGGACAAUCUAGUAAAGAUACAGAUGUAAAUAGUUCCAGUUCUGCGGAUAAUCUUCAAUCAAGCAGUAAAACAAACGUCGAAGAUAAUGAAAUGCCUGAUAAUGAUCUAGUUAGAAAUUCAUCAAGUAGUGCAAACAGUAUGUUAUUAUCGGAUACUAAAGAUUUAACAGAAGCAUUAAAUUUUAAUAAAGCUCCUGUAGAACCAUUAACGGAGGAUAAGUUAAAUAGUAUUAUCACACAGUGUAAAGAAGAAAAUUGUUAUUAUACAUUAUUAAGAACAAUCACAGAAGUAUUCAGUGAUUUAAAAGUACUUGCUAGAAGUUUUCCUACACAAACAUCUCAAUCUGAUGCGAAUUCACCAAUUGAUGCUUUACUAAACAAAGCACCAGGUAGUGAUUUAUCAUCAUUGAAAAAAGAAGAUGUACGGAUUUUAGAAGGUGAAAAUGAAAAAGAUGAAGACAGUUGUUGUUCUGAAAAUGAUCCAACGAAAGCUGGUGGUGAUACAACACCUCGGCUACCCGUUGAUUUGGAAUCAGUUCGUAGAGCUUUUAAAAAUUUAUUUGAAUUAUCUGCAACAAUUUUCGAACAAACGUUAGUUACAGCGAUUACAGCGAGUACUACAUAUAUGCACAUGGUAAUGCAAAUGCAUGGUACCAAACCAGAUUGUUUAAAUGAUAUGGUUAAUGCAGUAUUAAUAUUAUGUGAAAUACCAAUAUUAGGUUCUGGUGAAUUUUUGGAAACAGCUUUACCAUCUUUGUGCAGAGCAGCAGCUCAACUUCCAACAUCCGCACAAGCAACAUUAGCCCGUCGAUGGGCAAAAGAUGGAAAACCAAUGUUAAAAACUUUAUUAGAAAGUUUACAACAAUUAAUUACUCUACGAGUUAUUGUAACACAUUUUAAUCCAGAUUUUUUUGUGCAAGAUGAACCAAUUAUUACCUCAGCGACUAAGUUGAUGAAGAUAGUAUAUUAUGCAAAUAUAUUAGCUGGUAAAUUAGAUCCUCCUGAACUACGUAAAGAAGAUUUACCUCCUGUGGGUAUAGAAGAUUCAAUAUUAAUGGGUUUCAACCAUAAACAGCCAAAACCUGUUACACCAGAUCCAUUGGCGCAAGAAUUGAAUGUCAACAUUUUAGAUAGUCGAAAACCAUUUAUACCAUUUGCUGAAUUUUAUAACGAACCACUUAGUGAUGCAGUCGAAAUGGAUAGAGAUUUCGCAAACUACAAAGGUGAGAGUACAGGGAUGUCAUCGAAAUCAACUGGAAAAUUCAGUUUUAUGAGACAUGCUUUUAUUUUAACUCCAGCUACUAAAACUAUGGGAUUAUAUUUUGAUAACCGUAUUCGUAUGUAUUCUGAACGACGUAUGAGUUUCUUUCAAAGUAUGGCUGGUCAACCAUCAACACCUUAUUUAAAGUUAAAAGUUAGAAGGGAUCAUAUCAUUGAUGAUACUUUAGUAGAAUUAGAAGUGAUUGCUAUGGAAAAUCCGAAUGAUUUAAAAAAACAAUUGGUUGUUGAAUUUGCUGGUGAACAAGGUGUUGAUGAAGGCGGUAUAUCAAAAGAAUUCUUUCAACUUAUUAUAGAUGAAUUAUUUAAUCCUGAUUAUAGUAUGUUCACACAUCAAAUUGAAUCUCAAACAGUUUGGUUUAAUCCGACGAGUUUUGAAAGUGAUGCUCAAUUUACAUUGGUAGGAAUAGUAUUAGGACUAGCCAUAUACAAUAACAUUAUUUUAUCUGUGAAUUUUCCUAUGGUUGUGUACUCAAAAUUGAUGGGUAAACAAGGAUGUUUUGAUGAUUUAGAAGAUUGGAAUUCUGUUUUACAUAAAGGAUUGACAGAACUAUUAGAAUACGAAGGUGAUGACAUCGAAGAAGUAUUUAUGCAAACAUUUAAAGUGAGCUAUCAAGACGUUUUUGGUGCUACAAUUACACACGAAUUAAAACAGAAUGGUGGUGAUAUACUUGUAAAUCAGAGUAAUAAACAUGAAUUCGUAGACUUAUAUGCAGAUUUUCUAUUAAAUAAAUCAGUUGAAAAACAAUAUCGUGCAUUUCAUCGAGGAUUUCAAAUGGUCACUGAUGAAUCACCUUUACAACUGUUGUUCCGUCCAGAGGAAAUUGAAUUACUUGUUUGUGGUAGCAAGAAUUUCGAUUUAAAUGAAUUGGAACAAGCAACACAGUAUGAUGCUGGAUAUACGAAACAUACACAAAUAAUAAAAGAUUUUUGGUCAAUUGUUCAUGCAUUUCCAGUGACUGAACAACGUAAAUUUUUACAAUUUACUACAGGAUCAGAUCGAGUACCUGUUGGUGGAUUUUCAAAACUUAAGUUACUUAUAUCACGUAAUGGACCAGAUUCAGAUAGAUUACCGACAGCACAUACAUGUUUUAAUGUUUUGUUACUUCCCGAAUACAGUUCAAAAGAAAAAUUGUACGAUAGACUAGUCAAAGCAAUUAAUUAUUCUAAAGGGUUUGGUAUGAUGUAAAUAAUAUUCACUUGAUACAAUAAAAAAAAUAUUAAAAUAGUA
Molecule: messenger RNA, 2958 nt
Organism: Chrysoperla carnea
Lineage: Eukaryota; Metazoa; Arthropoda; Insecta; Neuroptera; Chrysopidae
Gene: Ube3a
Product: ubiquitin-protein ligase E3A
Exons: 13
Coding region: 103-2916 (937 amino acids)
Biological process (GO): protein polyubiquitination
Molecular function (GO): ubiquitin protein ligase activity
Source: RefSeq, a predicted model, not a curated record